Molecule: messenger RNA, 720 nt
Organism: Penicillium atrosanguineum
Lineage: Eukaryota; Fungi; Ascomycota; Eurotiomycetes; Eurotiales; Aspergillaceae
Exons: 1
Coding region: 1-720 (239 amino acids)
Source: RefSeq, a predicted model, not a curated record
AUGGUCUUGUCCUUGUUCAACAGCAUGACUCGACCAGAUGUGAUGCGCUGGUACGCGAAAACAAGAUUCUAUCACAUCGUCAACUUGACGGCCUGGCAAAUCUACCCCUGUACACGAACCUACAACGAGAUCCACCCACAGUAUCGACCAACAACUCUGCAACUGCAGUGCCAGUAUCCAACAGUCAUCGACUGGAUACCGUUUCCCAGUAUAAGAGACCGUCUCAUUCAGCUUCAUUCGGCAAAUCCCCGGAUCGACCAGAUCUUCUGCGACGCUGUAAGCAGCUAUGUCGUCGAGGCGUGGAUGUCCGAUUUGAUCCAAGGUGCUCCUGCAAUCAAGUCUUACAUCCGAGUGACCGAUCUGGUUCCAAAUAUCGAUUUCACGAAUACAGUUAGUGAAGAUGACUUGGCUGCUGCUCUUCCUGCACGGGAUGCCGCAACUCUCUUCUCCUCGCCGAUCUGUUCUAGGGCCGUUUUCAACCGGCUUAGUAUGAAUCAAGGAAUCUCAAAUUACAAGAUCGAUCCAGCUUUCUUCGGCAGCUACCCAGAACUGUAUGAUCAUAAUGCCGAGGUCGCGGCGAAAGGUAUUCCUUUGCGACCGGAUGUACAGCUUCGAUUGACGUACCCAAAGCCUCUUGAUACUCCAACGUACCAUACUUAUCGCAACUUCAUUGACUUCUCUUAUGAUGCACCUAUGUGUACCGAAUUGCUUGUUUGUUGA